AUCAGUAAUGCCUAUUUACUGUACAUAAUAGUGUGCUCAUGUAAGAGUUUACUUCACGAGCCCAAUUCCUGACUCGGCAAUCGCACCAGCUGCUUUCAAUUUCUGCCGAAGCGGCCUUUAGCCGCUCCUGUAUUUGCUUGUCGCUACCACCUUUGUAUUCUUUAAUAAGUACUUCUUGCUACUAUUGGGGAAAAUGGACGGAAUGAACCCUUCUCAGCUAAAAACGAUCCUGGAGGAUACCCAGGCUUCCCUUGCUGCGGCUCUAGGACGCAUCGAGGCCUUUCGAAUACGAGAAAAGCAAAUCAUGAGCGAGCUGACGCAAUUGCGUCAACAAGUGCACGGCGCUGGUCAGAGCGACCAACAAUCAUCAGCACCUCAGCCCGUCGGUGGCGCCAAACCAGCUGCCAUCAUGCCGGCGUCUCAACCGGCAUACCCCGCAACGCCUUCGCCGGCGGUACCGGCGCAGGCUGCCCAACCAACGAAGGCGGAUUACCAGCCGGCCUGGACGAGCCCCAGCUCACAGCCCGUCUACAUCACGAACUGCGACGGGGACUACCCAAUUCAUCUCAUCAACGGGUCCAAGAAGGUCCCGGGCAGCCUGAUAGUGACACCCGAGUAUGUGGACUUUGUGGAGGUGCGGGCGCGCAUCCGGCAAGAGGACUUUGUGGGCAUCAGCACCGUUAAAACGGAUGCGCGACCCAAGAAGCGGUCCGGCGGCAGUCUGUUUCUGUGUUGCGCUGCGCCGCCGCCUGCCGGUGAUGCUGACGGACGCUCCGCUGCUGCUGCUGCCGGUUGCAAGGGGCAGGACGAAGCGGCGGAACGAGGGACGCAGGAGGGGACGUCGAGCAGCGGCGGGGACGGCGGAGGCGGCGGCGGGUCGGGCGUGUGGCAGAUGCUUUGGAGCGCAAAGGGAGUGCCGCAGCGGCAGGUGUUUGAGGCGUCGCAUGCAACGCGGGAGGCGCUGCACCGCCACACGCAGCGCUGGCUGGGGGAGGUGGAGGCGGAGGGGCCGCCGGGGGAGCCGACGGCUGCCGGGGACGACGGGGCCAUAGAGAUAGCGGUACCGCGCAACCUCACAGUCACCGACGCCAGUCUGCGGCUGCUGGGGGAGCCCUCCCUCAUCCUCAACGACAGCCAGACGCGCGCGCUGGCCUCCGCCAUCCCGCCCCUGGAGCGCAUGCGCGAUUGGUCGCUGUCGUACAGUACGGCCAAGCACGGCAUCAGCUUGCAGACGCUUUACCGCAAGGCGGUGAGCGGCAUGCCCACCAUCCUACUUAUCAGGGACUUUGGAGGCUACACGUUCGGCUGCUACACGCCAGACAGCUGGCGCAUCGCCCCGCGCUACUACGGCUCCGGGGAAACCUUUGUGUUCCAGCUGGAGCCCUACCGUGUGGCCUACCCCUGGCGCUCCCUCAGCAAGCUCAAGAACGACUACUUCCAGUACGGCACCCCCGAGUGCCUGGCGGUGGGCGGGCUGGGCCACUUUGCCAUCUGGGUUGACUCGGAGUUGCACUCGGGGUCGUCGGGCAUCUGCGGCACCUUUGGCAGCCCCUGCCUAGCCACCAACGAGGAGUUCAAGGUGCAGUACGUGGAGAUGUGGCAGGCGCUGGGGUAGAGAGGGCGACGGACGGCAGGUGGUGGGUUGUUAAGGUUAGGGGCUGCGGUUGCUGGUGCUGGGUUGCAUGCAUGGAGAUUUAGCAUGCGGGGGAAGAAGAGCUUGUGAGGGCUUGGUGGCAAGGGGCUUGGCUGGUGAAGGUCUGCCCAGUGCCCACACAUGGAAGUGGCGUACAGCUAUGCCGUACAUUCAUUGAAUGGUAGGAUUUGGUGCGGCUUGCUAGGAGUCAGUGGAUGCUUUAAGGAUUCCUUUGGAUGUCGGUAAACGAUUGGGAGUGGUUCCCAAAGAGCAAUAAUAACUGAUGUGCUAAGAAUGGUUUUUCACAUGUUGGCCGCAUUGUUUGCUGCCUGGUAACCCGUCCUGGCUGUGGGAAAUAAGGCAAAUAACCCGCAUUGCCAGCACACUGUAUAUGCCUGACGCCUAUUCCAGUUCAUAUCACUUUCCACC
Astrephomene gubernaculifera is the source of this 2062-nucleotide messenger RNA. The record is from the annotation of a GenBank genome assembly. NCBI's taxonomy places the organism in Eukaryota, Viridiplantae, Chlorophyta, Chlorophyceae, Chlamydomonadales, Astrephomenaceae.